Messenger RNA from Glycine soja, 1827 nucleotides. RefSeq lists its product as uncharacterized. The record is from RefSeq and is a predicted model, not a curated record. The coding region runs from base 95 to 751 and encodes 218 amino acids. NCBI's taxonomy places the organism in Eukaryota, Viridiplantae, Streptophyta, Magnoliopsida, Fabales, Fabaceae. The transcript is spliced from 2 exons.
GAGACUCGCUAGGUUUGCCAAACCAACUCCCCAAAGGGGACCUUAGAGAGCAAUCUUCUUCCUUCUCUCUCUCUCUCUCUCUCUCUCUCUUUCAAUGGCUUCCUCGUCUUCCAGAACUAAGUCCAGUGGGCCCGUUCUACGCUCCCUCUCACCCUCCAGUAGAUUCUGCUCAUACACCACAUCCAAAACCCCUUUCUCUUCUCCUUCAUCCGCAUUCGCUUCCUCCACAAGCUCUGGCUUCUCCUCUUCAACCUUCUUCAACCAGCCACGUCAGCAUCACUCUCAAAGCCAUCACAGCCACCACCGUGCCGCAUCGCCCACACGUGUCAAUCUAUACAGCCCCGCCCCUCUCUCUUCCGGCGUCCGGUUCUCUAUCGACCCCCGGUCUAUAUCACCCAACCGGUCCAUAUCGAACCAGAUCAUCACGACGAAGAACAACCGUCCGAUCUCUGGCCAGAAGAAGACGUGUAUGUGCUCGCCUACGAUGCACCCUGGCUCGUUCCGAUGCAGCCUCCACAAGAACAUCGGGAACAACAACCACCACUCCGAUUCAUACCCCUCGAAUCGGCUUAACAUGCGUAGAUCUGCUAUGAAGAACUCGCUCGUGAGAAUCGGAGGCGUGGAGGGCGAGUGGGUGAAACGGGCCCUGACAGCACUGAUUCGGCCCAGUUCGCAUCAACAGAGGAGGAGAGCGGGGUUCGAGCCCAGGCCCAGUCGUCUCUCUGUCAUGUCCAAAGCCCAGGAUCUAUGAUUUUCUUUUAGAAAAAAGGUUUUUUCUAUUUACACCUUGCAGGUUGUUCUUGAUUUUGCUGGUUUAUAUACCAUACCACCCAUGGCGCCCUGAUCUGCCGCCAGAGUUGGAUUCCGGCGAAGCGGUUGGGAGGUAGCGGCGAGUCCUAUCCGGCGAGUUUUGGUUUCGUCGUCUGGAGCAGAUUGGUGAAUUUGGCUGCAUAGAUCUAUGACACUGGACCUACACAUUGAUUUUGUACAUAAAUUUUGCUAUGGAAGCAGAGUUUGGACCCCCUUUUGUUUUAUGCCUUGUGCAUAAUUUGAUUACAGUGAACAUACAUACAUACAUACACAAAAUACUACAUCUCAGGCUUAAUUUGGGACGUGAAAAUUCCUCCAAUUGAACUAAUUAAAAUUGGUAUUAAAAUUGAAACCUAAAAUGAGUUGAUGGGUAUUGAGGACACGGUUGAUUAUUUAGUGUGAUGCAUCCCGGUUCUGUUUGCAGCGUCGUCGAAUUUGUUAUAUUUUCCGUCUGUCAAUGGCCGCCGUUUGCAUUUGGCUUGUGGGUGGUUCCGUUCCGUCAUUUGGGACCGUUCCAUUACCCGUGACGCCGUUUACUAUCUCCGUUACGUUCGUGCAGUUGCUUUGCGUGUGGUGUCAGGUUGGUCGACGUCGUGCAGCUGGACUUUGGAAUUGGGAAUAUUGAAUUUUUGAGUUCGAAGCUGGCAUACUUUAAAUUUAACAAGAGGCAGAAAUUAUUGACAUAUUUAGAUACCCUAUGCCGGAAGGAGGACUCUUUCGUAUGAAUUCGGAAACAAUAUUGAAUAACUUCACAUUAAAUAAUUAGUAAAUGAUAAAUAAUCCAAUUUUAAGAGUAUGCAGGAAGGAGCACAAUGUCGUGAGAUCAGAAACCUGGCAAAAGUAGGAAAAAAGUAAUUAUUAAAUUUAAAGCUAAAAUAUCCCAAUAAUAAAAGAAAGAAAUUUUCAAAGGUGGAAACUUUGAUUUCAUUUGAUUAUUUGAAAGUGUUUUUUGGUCAGGAACUUGUUUAUGUAAAAGUGCCAGCUAGCUGGACAGCUGGCUAUGUGCUUUGCGAUUCA